This is a messenger RNA of Auanema sp. JU1783, 2223 nucleotides long. The record is from the annotation of a GenBank genome assembly. Lineage: Eukaryota; Metazoa; Nematoda; Chromadorea; Rhabditida; Rhabditidae.
AUGGAUAUACAGAGCUGUACUUCAUCAACAGAACUCCUGGAGAAGCUCUCCCAGAGUCCAGCUGAACAGGUACUUCAGUUAGCAACAGAACUCUUGGAAAUUGUGAUAGGAGCUAACUUUACCUCAUAUAAGAAUGAACAUCCUCUCCCUAGUUUUUUGACUGAAGAUUUUGCCCGAAGUGAACUAUCAUUUGGUUUAAAUGCUCCAUUCGUUAAAGCAACAGCUCUCCCAUAUUUGUACGUGUCCAAGUUAGCCAUUCUAGACAGACCACAGCAGGAAACAAGCUCUGAGUGGCUGUUGCUCAGCUUCAGAAUUUUGGGGAUUUGGCAAAAAAUACUGAUAGAGCCCAGCAUGGAAAUAAAAAACCAAAUAGAAGAGAUUACUUCUAAGAUAGACACUUCAACUCUAGCAUGGGAUGAUCAAACGGUAUUUUCUUUGGAGCGCGCUGAUUUACACUUAAAGUAUUUCGAUUAUGAGAAGUGUCAACAACUUAUCGAAUCCUCACUAGAAUCAUCUGGUCUUAGUGUAGAACUCGCCGGUAAAAUGGGAAAACGCACACGGUUCCAACAAAAAGCCGUCUCACAACUUAUCCUUGAGACCGUAUCUAUAGCUCGACCACCCCUUGAAGAAGACAAAGAUGUACCAAGUAACUGCGCCUUAAACGAUGACACUCUACUUGAAAAAAUAGCUCUGCUUGAAGGAUCAGAUAAAGUAUGCAAGCUAAAUUCUACACAAUUAGCAUUGUUAUUGAACAUGUGCCGGUUCGAAGUAAAAACUCAAUACCAUGAUGAUGUAUUACUUGAGAAGUCGAAUGCUUUUCUGGAUGUUAUUAUCAGCGCACAAAGAUGUUGGGCUGUUCAAGCUGCUGCUUUACUUUUGAGAUCGAAACUCGAGAAGAAAAACAGCAGAAAAGUAGAAAGAGCCUGUAGUCAAUCCGAAGUUAUUACUAAGCUUAUGAGAGGAAUUGAUGACGAGACACCUAUGCCAGAGCGAAAAAAAAGAGGAAAUAUGGUACUGUCAUCUGGAUUAGAACCUUUCUGGCAGGCACAAGUGAUUCAAACCGAUAUUUUACGCUCAUUAGGAUGCACUGCGGAAGCUCUUUUGAUUCUGGAAUCUCUACAGAUGUGGGAUGCAGUUAUAGAUUGCUACAAAAGUUUGGGACAGUUAGAAAAAGCAGAAGCGUUGAUUCGGCGUUUGCUGAUAGAAAGACCUGAAGAUUCGAUGCUCUAUGUCUACCUUGGCGAUAUUACUGAAGAAGUCUCAUACUACGAAACAGCUAUCAAAAUAUCUUCUGAUAAAAAUGCUAAAGCAAGAAAAGCCAUUGGAAUGUUGCACUUGAUACGUAAGCAAUACGAUGAAGCUUAUGUUCACUUGAGGAGAUCACUUGAAUUGCAACCAAUCCAACUUGGAGUUUGGUUCAACGCUGGUUACUGUGCUUGGAUGACCAAGCAAUAUGUGGAAGCUGCCACAUGUUAUCACAGAUGUGUCAGUUUAGAACCUGAGCAUUUUGAGGCUUGGAGCAAUUUGAGUGCAGCAUACAUACGACAGAAUCAAAAGGAGAGAGCAAGAAGAAUACUACAGGAAGCUCUCAAAUACAAUUAUGAGCAUGCAAACGUUUGGGAAAAUUACCUUCUACUUUGCGUGGAUACAGGCGAAUUCACAACGGCUAUCCAAGCAUUCCAUCGUCUAUUGGAUCUCAACAAACGUCAGGAAGAUAAUGAGGUUUUGGAAAUUCUUGCUAAAGAAGUAUUAUAUAGAGAGGAACAAGUGCGUGAGGGUUCUGAAGAAGAGAAAACUCAUAUUAAGCAAGUGAAAGAUGAACUUAUCAAGCUAUAUGCGCGAGUAACGGCGACGCAAACACUUUCAAGCUUAGGGUGGGCUUGUUACGCCCAAUUGAAAAAACCCACUGACGAGAACAUCGUGGAAUACGAGAAGUAUAUACAGUUGCUUGAACGAUCAGUUUUGAGCGCCAGCAACAAGCCGGAUUGGUCUAAAGAUACUAAUAAUUGUAUUUCAACAUUGAGAUCUGCGAUCAGUUUAGCAAAGGAGAGGUUAGAGCUUGCUAAGAUCAAGGGAACAGAGGAAGCAGAACGUCAGGCCAAAGCCAAAAUUCGUCUUAGUGUUAAGUCUAUGAUAGCAACUGCAGAAAAGCAUCAUGAAGGUGAAGAAGAAGUUAUCGAAGUCGUAAAUGAAGCUAAAGAAGUUUUAGCUAGUGUUAUGUGA